This is a messenger RNA of Xenopus laevis (African clawed frog), 2024 nucleotides long. RefSeq names its product galectin 9B L homeolog (gene lgals9b.L). Gene Ontology annotation, biological process: negative regulation of CD4-positive, alpha-beta T cell proliferation; positive regulation of gene expression; negative regulation of type II interferon production. Gene Ontology annotation, molecular function: galactoside binding; carbohydrate binding. Gene Ontology annotation, cellular component: cytosol; nucleus. Lineage: Eukaryota; Metazoa; Chordata; Amphibia; Anura; Pipidae. The transcript is spliced from 11 exons. Bases 76 to 1074 code for a protein of 332 amino acids. The record is from RefSeq and is a predicted model, not a curated record.
UUGUUCCUCCCAACCCCCUACUUCCUACAUGAAUAGAAACGAAAGUAACUGUACAUUCAAGAUAACAGAUACAACAUGGCCAGCUUUGCUCCUAUCUACAAUCCGAGUGUGCCUUUCCAGAGUGCAAUACUUGGAGGAAUUUGUGAUGGCAAAAAAGUGACUAUUCAGGGUUUUGUGCACAGCCACUGCACAAGGUUUGCAGUGAACUUCGUUUGUUUCAACAAUGACAUUGCAUUUCACUUUAAUCCACGGUUUGAUGAUGGCCUUGUUAUUGUAUGUAACACAAUGCAGAGCUCCAAAUGGGGCUCAGAGGAAAGAAAAAAGCAUAUGCCCUUCAGUAAGAAUGGCGCCUUUGAGAUCACAGUACUUGUACUGGGACAUGCUUUCCAGGUGUCUGUGAAUGGGCAGUAUAUCUUGGAAUACCGUCAUCGUACUUCUUACCAAAGCAUCCAGUCAGUCCAAGUCAAUGGAGAUGUCACUCUUAGCCAAGUUACCUUCUCUGGACCCUCUACUCAUAUGUCACCAUUGCCACCACCCUAUUCUGUCACCCCGAGUUAUGCACAGAAUUCAUUUAUGACUUCAGCAUUCGCUGCUCCUGUGGGUUCAUGUCCAUCAGCAGCUCCAUUGUUUGGGGCAUCUAUGACUCAGAAGGGACCUAUGACUGUACAUAACCCGAUAAUGCCCUUUCAAGCUGCUCUACAAGGGACAUUUACAAAGAACCGCAAAAUCAUCAUGGUGGGAUCUGUGGGUUAUGGAGCAGACAGGUUCCACGUUAACCUCUUGAACAGUAGCACACGAAAUAUCUACCUCCAUAUUGCCCCGCGCUUCAAAGAAGGAGCACUAGUGCGAAACACUCAGGACAGGGGGACUUGGGGGCCCGAGGAGAGACAUAUGUCCUACAUGCCUUUUGUACCAGGACAGCAGUUUCAGAUGGAGAUCAGGAACGAAGGAGGCUGCUUUGGGGUCUAUGUUAACAGUGCAAAGGUGUUCACUUACGUUCAUCGUUUACCUGCCAACCAGAUUGACAUGAUGGAGGUGAAUGGAGAUGUUUCCUUAUCCUACGUACAAUUCUGAUAUGCCCUGGCUAAAAUGGCACGAAGAGGGAAGAAAAAAAAAAAGCCAUCAAAUCUUUUCUAAAUAUUUUUUAAAAUUUUAAAGAAAUGAAAUCCAUUAACCAAAAUGAAGAUCCAAUAUGGUCCAUUAUAUGCAUUAGACAAUAUUUUUUACAUAGGAAUAAUUUAAACAAAUUCAUGCUAUGUCUAAUUAAUUAGUGAUUAUUUAGAGCUGGAAAUAGUUCAAUAUAAUUAUAAAGAAUUCUUAUACAGGGAGUUAUCAGGCUUGAUGUUUAAUUCCUUCAUUAUAAUGUUAUCAUAGAUAUGUAGGACUUGCAAUACAUUGACAAUUAAAACAGACAGAGGCUUGUGCCCUAGGAACAAACUAUUGCAUUUAAAGAUCUAUCCAAUGGCACAUCUCCUGAAGCCAGUUACAAAGCGAGUACAAAAAUGGGACAUGUAAUCCAGAAUGCUUGGGACCUGGGGUUUUCCAGAUAAUGGAUAUUUCUGUAAUUUGGAUCUUCACACCUCAGGUCGACUAGAAAAUAAUUUAAACAAGAAAUAAUCCCAGCAGGCUGGUUUUGCCUCAAAUAAGGAUUCAUAUCUUAGUUGGUAUCAAGUACAAGAUACGGUUUUAUUAAUACAGAGAAAAAGGAAAUCAUUUUUACAAAUUUGAAUUAUUCGAUAAAAUGGAGUCUAUGGGAAAUGGCCUUCCCGUAAUUCGGAGCUUUCUGGAGAACGGGUUUCCAGAAAAGGGAUCCCAUUACUGUAUUGUAUAUUUUAGCAAUAUAUAAAAUGACUUAUUCCAACCCUCUAAAGGCCUUCUUGAAUCACUCCUGUCCACACUAGCCAUUUCAGUUUGUAUCCGACACUGCAAGGAUUGAUAAAUACAUUUGCAAAAUCAACCCAUGCCAUUUCCAGUGGUUUUUUUUAUGCUGUCAAGAUAUUGCAAAUAAAGGCAUUUUAAUCUUA